UUGGCGCAGGUAUUUGAGAUUGAAAGAAUGUGUGGACUUCUGACAAGUUCGUGAGCUUGUAAGCCAAAGUUUGCCGACUCGUUUCUUCCUCAAGCUGGCCAUCCAGUUGGUUUUUGAAGAUAAUUUUUUGGGGAUUGGGGUUCUGGAAGAGGGACCGAUUCUGAUGGGUGCUGUGGCUGAUGACAAGUUGGGGGACAACAUUUUGUGGGAAACGAUGUCGUUGUGAGUGGAGAUGAAACUGGCACAGAAGGUGAGGAAAGAUGGGAGCUUGGGUAGCUCAAACCCUAAAACAUCGCCGCGUGAGAUCUCCCCUUUGCUUGCCGCAGCGAUGGAUCGCGCAAGCAUGGCGGAUGUCAGAAUUGUGGAGUACGAUGUCUGGAACGAUAUGGGGCGGCGAGAAUCUCACCCAGAUAGUGGAAUCGCCGCUCGGGGGCUUGAGUUGUCGGAAUCGUAGCAGUGUUGGAGGGGACGAUGACUUGACUGGGUUGAAGACGACGCCAUCGUCACCGCGAGUGGAGAGGACGCUUCGUGAGUUCAGACGACAUGCUCCUGUUGAAGAAGCUUCAACGCCGCCCAGUGCGUGGUACACCGAUGCCGAGUUUGCGGACUUCGAGAUAGAUCGCGUGUUUGGGCGAUGUUGGCAAGCUGUUGGGCAUAUCAAGCAGAUGGAGGAGCCGGGCAGUUUCUUUACAGGCAGGGUAGGCAAGACACGCUACGUGGUGUGCAAAGAUGGAGAGGGGCAAAUUCGAGCGUUCCACAAUGUUUGCCGCCACCACGCUGCGGCGGUGGCGUCGGGUUCCGGUUGCACACAUUCUUUCGUUUGCCCCUAUCAUGGAUGGACUUAUGGGUUAGAUGGACGAUUACAGAAGGCCAGUCGACUUGCGGGCAUCCGUAAUUUCUCGGCCCGAGAGAAUGGAUUGGUGCCCAUCCGUACAGCAACUUGGGGUCCUUUUGUGCUCAUUAGCUUGGCAGAGAGCAAAGCUUCAGAAGCUAGCAGCGAUGUCGAGGAGGGCUGGUUGGGCUCCGCCGGGCCUACUCUGUCUUCUGCGGGAAUAGAUAGCACUAUGCAACAUGUGGCCACUCGUGAAUAUGUGAUCAAAUGCAACUGGAAGGUUUAUUGUGAUAAUUAUCUGGAUGGUGGUUACCAUGUACCCCAUGCACACUCCUCUCUUGCUGCGUGUCUUGACCUUCCCUCAUACUCUACAAGUCUGCUGGAGAGGGUGAGCAUUCAGAGUUGCGGUGCAGCGAAGGAAAGUGGAUUAGUAAGAGUUGGAAAUGUAGCAACUUAUGCAUUCGUGUACCCAAAUUUCAUGAUCAACAGGUAUGGGCCAUGGAUGGAUACAAAUUUAGUGAUUCCCAUUUCGAUGUCAGAGUGUCGGGUGAUAUUUGACUGGUUUCUUGAACCCUCUCUAGUGCAUGACAAGGAGUUCAUCGAUAGCAGCAUUGCAGACAGCGAGGUGGUGCAGAAGGAAGACAUAAUAUUGUGCGAGGAUGUGCAAAAUGGAUUAUCGUCACCAGCAUACGAUGUUGGACGCUACGCCCCUCGUGUGGAGCAAGCUAUGCACCAUUUUCACUGCCUAAUUUAUGACGACCUCUCUGCAGGAAUGAUAUCGUGACUCUUAAACGUUCAGGUUAUUUGGCAGGUAAUCAAUGCUGAUAGGCCUAGUGAGUGUGCAGCAAUUGACAAUUCCUCUGCAUGCAUUGGGUAAAAUACCAGGGAUAGAUGCGAAAUUGAAAUCAACUUUUACCUUUGAAGAAGGUGGUGACGCACAGAAGCAGUGAAAAUGGCAUCACAAGAUUGAAGGCGGGCAAUUUCAGCUCGUUAAAAACCUGCCUCUUACAACAGCUCUGAAUAUUACGAACCAAUUGGUAAACAGGAUGGCUUUGACAACCUUCGCUUGAAUGUAUGCAUUUGGAGGGUUAUUGAGCAAAAGAAACCAGAUUGUUGCACAUUAGAAAAGAAGAAUGCUCCUGAGGAAGCGUGAGAGCAAGUACAAUGCAAUGAUUUGAUCAGAGCCUAAUCCUGUGUUACUUAAAUUUUCAAUAUUCUACAUUUAGUUAUUUAUUUUAUCUUUUUAUGUUGUAGUAUCAUGCAAGAUAUUAUGCUGCUAAGUUUUGAUGAAGUAUGAUUUUUCUUUAUUUUUU
Physcomitrium patens is the source of this 2145-nucleotide messenger RNA. RefSeq names its product choline monooxygenase, chloroplastic. Gene Ontology annotation, molecular function: 2 iron, 2 sulfur cluster binding; iron ion binding. Lineage: Eukaryota; Viridiplantae; Streptophyta; Bryopsida; Funariales; Funariaceae. The record is from RefSeq and is a predicted model, not a curated record.